AAACGCGUUUCUGCUAUCGGUGGAAUGCCUGAAAGAGUUAGUUACCUCCUGACUGACCCACUGCGCGUCUCAUCUCACUGUAAUACUCGGGCCUUCGUCACAAUGGCCAUUGUGUAUCUUCUUGCUGACAGUUCUUUCUUUCUUUUUUGUAACGUCCAAAAUAUUCAGAGGCCAAUAUGCGGAAACCUCUGCAAAAAGAAGAUGCCGAGGCCCAGCUUGACGACGAGGCCAACGACGACAGAGACCACGCGGUCGAUGGAGAUGAAGAAGCACACUUACUAAGAGAAGAGAUGGAAUUUGAAGACAUUGUUCCUCCAGCAUCGAAGAAGCUGCGUACGCGUCGACGACGCUUUCUGGACUUUUGGCGCGGGCCGCAACCUCCUCGGAUUCAAAGUAUCGACCCGUAUUUCCCAUGGAUUCAAAACGGCCCAGUCGAGUGGCUUGAAAGCCAGGGACUCAACAGACCCAUCUCACUCGUUGCCGUGCUACUUCCCUGGCUUCUUAUCUUCAUCUGGUUCCUGACUGCCCAGCUACCGCUGCAAGAUGGCGACGCCAACAAUGUAAUCAGCCUGGGCUGUGUCGAUACAUUGUGGGAACGCAAGAACGAAUGCGGAAUCGACGGCAUCGACUGUCGUCCGUUUAGCAAUCAUUCUUUUGCUUUCCAAUGCCCGGCAAAGUGUAGAGAAGUGCAACUUCUGAAUCCGCACACCGUUGGACCGGUUCAAGUUAACUAUCGUCCUUUGGUUGUCGGAACGGGACUUUAUCGUGGUGACAGCUUUUUAUGUGCCGCAGCUAUCCACGCGGGGAUUGUCGACAACCACCGAGGCGGCGGUGGUCGCGUCAAGCUCAUGGGAGGUCAUGACAAUUUUUCUGGCACAAAGCACCACGGUAUCGAGUCUAUUCCGUUUGACUCAUACUUUCCACUCUCCUUCUCUGUUGUUUUCGACGAUGGGUUUCAGGUGCCAGCCGAUCCCCGCUCAGCCUUGCUUCCCAUCACUAUUCUCUCUACAGUUGUACUCGCCAUCUUUUCCUCAUCGCCGAAAAUCUUCUUUCCCAUCUUCACCCUCAUUUUCGCUCAUGUGAGCUUCGUCUCCGACCCGCCGCCGGCACUGCAUCUCAACACAACGGUCUUGCCAGAUCACAUUUCAAUGUUCGCGAAGCGACUUUUGCCGGCCAUUUUCGUAAUGGUGGUAAUGUACUCCACCACAAUCAAGCGGACGCUAGCUGGGUUGAGUGCCCACAUCGAAAAGGCCGUAUUCUGGCUCGGGGGCUUUUGGAUCGGUGCAUUAUCAAAUUAUACGUUUGACUGGAUUCCGAUUUCGCGACUCACCGCUCAUGACCUCGAGCAGCAGCCUGGCGCGAAGCUGGCGUUGGCAAUCAUCGUCUUGGUAUUGGCUGUGAUUGUUGUGGGUCAGGCAUACUGUUUCUGGCUCGAAGGCCGCCUGAUCCAUUAUCUGGGCCUGUAUAGCCUGUUCAUCCUGGCAAUUAUUGUCUGUCUGAUGAUUCCAGGUGUCAACUUGCGGAUCCACCAUUACAUUCUGGCACUUUUACUGCUUCCCGGGACGAGUCUCCAGACACGGCCUUCGCUGUUCUUUCAAGGCCUCUUGCUCGGUCUUUUCGUGAACGGCAUAGCACGAUGGGAUUUCGAUUCUGUUUUGCAAACUUCUGCUGCUCUGCGUGCCGAUGCAAAAUUCGAGUCGGUGGUCCCGCAGAUAAUGGAACCGCUCAUUGAGGUAGAAAAUGAUGCUCUAUUCGUGACGUUCAACUUUACUACGCACCCACCUGACGUUGACGGUAUGAGCGUCCUUGUAAACGAUGUGGAGCGCGCCCGUGCCUUCUAUGACAAUGAAGGUGAUGGCCUUUGGGAUAUCUUUGAAUGGAAGAGAGAUGUGGAUAGUGGGUUGAAUGAGUACUUCCAGUGGGCCUAUAUACGGGACGGCUACACCCUAGAUUACUCAAAACCAGUCGUCAACGCUACCGCUGCUCUUGCGGCACUUGAUUCCCGACAGAACAAGAACUGUCCUGCUCAGCCUACUUGCCCCCGAUGGAAUGGCUGUGUCUCCACUGCCACUAAUGGCGGUGUCUUUAAACUGACCUGCACCACUGACUUCAAUGGUCCCGUCAUUGGCAUUGCCCAGGCCAAGAUCUUCGUUGACUGCGCCGAUGCAUGCGCUCGCCACACAUACUGCACUGCCUUCAACAUGAAGGACAACUUUUGCUACUUUCUUGGCAAAGACGUUGGCACGCCCCGUAUAUCAACCGAAAACGUCAAUGCCGGCACCCAAGCCAAGCCAGCAACCGAGUUGGAGCCCGCCCCCGGCAGCUCCGUCUGCGAGACCAAGAUCAACUGCCCUCAUGACGACUACUGCUGCUUCAAGACCAAUGGCCAGUCCUAUAUUAGUCGCUGCAACUACGACUUCAAUGGUGGCGACAUUGCUAUUGGACAGACGAAGUCUCUUAGUGAGUGCGCAAAUCUGUGCUCGCUCUUGAAGGGCUGCGUUGCUGCGACUUGGGUUGCUGGGACUUGGGAUGGUGGGAUGUGCUAUCUCAAGAAUGACCAGUAUAAGGUCGUUUAUAACUCUAAUGUCGAUAGUGUUUAUCUUGAACGCUAA
Messenger RNA from Bipolaris sorokiniana ND90Pr, 2612 nucleotides. RefSeq lists its product as uncharacterized. NCBI's taxonomy places the organism in Eukaryota, Fungi, Ascomycota, Dothideomycetes, Pleosporales, Pleosporaceae. The record is from RefSeq and is a predicted model, not a curated record. The transcript is spliced from 5 exons. Bases 177 to 2612 code for a protein of 811 amino acids.